UUCCUUCUCGGCUCGAGGAAGUGGAUUAAAGAUCGAUCCAAACGAGGCGAUCACGUUUUUGCGCUCCAACGUGGAGAUUCUUUCAAGUGACUGACGUCGUCACCGCUCACCGCUCAACGCGCCGGCUGCCUCGGCUUUGGUUCCGGACCAGGGCCUGCACGGUGUGGAUGGUCGUAUGUGUGUCAGCACACCACACCACACCACACCACACAAACAACCAAGUGCCAAACAAAUCCGCAAAGCAGCUGAAGGAGAUUGGCUGUUCUCAGGAAAAGCGCGGGAAAGCAAGAGAGGAAAAGUUAACGUGUUUACGUGAUAGGUGCCAAAAGUGGAAGAAAUAAAAGAUAAAAAAAGAAAAAAGUGAAGCCACUUACGCUGUGCGACAGCGAGUGAGAGUGAGCGAGGGGAGUGGAAAGGAAAAGUUUCGAAAAACAGUGAACUCAUCUCGAGCUUGUGGCAUGCAAAUUGAUACGACGAAUUUCCGCCCGUUUGAAAGUGGAUACGCAUCGGGAGGAUUUUCGCGAAUCCGGACACACACACAAGAUGUCUCAGAGCUUAUGGCGUCGCCAUUGAGCACCGGCGUCCGUUAGUGUGUUAGUUUUGGUGCGAAUGAGAGACAAACACGACAUUUUAGUCCCACGAACCAGAAGAAGAUCCGCGCCGGCAGUCAGCAGUGUGCAAUGCAUUCUGGGACUGUCGAGAAGUGUUCCAUGGAAGUACUAAAUAAUCUACUGCGUCGAAAUGCUGCUUGUUUACGGUGCUACAAUUUCGGUGUAAAACGGUUGGCAGCGGUGGUGGCAAAAUGAAAGUAUUUGUAGUGCUAAUUAACCUGGUGUUGUGCUUCAGUUUGGCCUAUCAGCAAGUGGAAACCAGAACCGACAGUGACGAAAGCUGGGGGCCAGGCCAGUACGACGAAGGGGGUCUUUACGGCGGGCACCGGAAUGAACACUCGAGAAAAUCUGUCGCGGCUCUGUUGGCACACGAUGGAAGUGAAAUUUUCCCGCCCAUGUCGAACGAUGGCCCACUGUACGGUGCAUCGUCGAAGAUACAACAGCAAAAUCAGCAACAGUACGGUGUACCGAGCUACCGCAAACAACCCGCACCGCGGUCCCAGAGUCCCAGCUUCGAUCCACGGGACGGAACACCGUACACGAGAGAGGUAGCGGUGAAGCAGGGCCGGCUUAAGGGCAUCGUCCGGGUCAUGCAUCCGCAGUCCGGACUGAAGAACGUCGACCAAUAUCUGGGCAUUCCGUACGCGGAAGCGCCCGUCGGGUCGAGACGGUUCAUGCCACCGGGGGCACCGGUUCCGUGGACCGGGCUCAAGAUGGCCAUCAAAAUGUCGCCCGUUUGCCCGCAGAAUCUGCCCACCUUGAAUAAUGUAAAUAACAACUACUCGAAAGGCAGAUACGAUCAGCUGAAAAGACUGCUUCCAUAUCUAAAGGUUGAGAGCGAAGACUGUUUAUAUUUAAAUUUGUACGUGCCGAGCUACGAUGGGAUUGGACCGCACGCAAAGUAUCCAGUAAUUGUGUAUAUCCAUGGUGAAUCGUACGAGUGGAACAGCGGCAAUCCGUACGACGGCUCAAUCCUGGCCAGUUACGGCCGGGUCAUCGUGGUAACCCUCAACUUCCGACUGGGCAUUCUGGGUUUUAUGAAGCCCGGCAUUAGUGACCACACGACGAGCAAUUUCGGUUUGCUGGAUCAAAUUGCGGCAUUGCAAUGGAUAAAGGAAAAUAUUGGCGCAUUUGGUGGCGACAACAAACUGGUAACGGUGAUGGGCCACGGGACGGGUGCGGCUUGUGUCAACUUUCUGAUGGUUUCACCUGUUGCCAAGGGGCUUUUCCAUCGUGCCAUCCUGCUGUCUGGCUCGGCACUGUCCGAUUGGGCACUCACCCAGCAUCCGCUGCAGUCGACGAUGCAGGUGCUGCAAGGUCUCAACUGCCCACUGAACGGUGACAACGACGAGGUGGCGGCCUGUUUACGACGGAAGCGAUACAGCGAAAUUCUGAACGUGAAAAUAGCCUCACCACAAUUUUCGACCCGCUUCGGACCGAUUGUUGAUGGAUUGGUCAUUCCAAACACACCCCACAAAGUGAUGGGCCAGUAUAGUGACAUAUUUAGUGGGUACGACCUGCUGUACGGGAUGACGGAGCUGGAGUCGUACAAUGUCCUGAACGCGGUGGCCCUCACCUACGGGCUGCUAGAAAACGAACGGGACAAUUUACUGCGGUUCUACAUGCAAAAUCGGUUCGAGAUACGCCCAGACCUGGCACUGGCCGCCACCCUUAAUGAAUACACCGGGAUACUCACUGAUCCGAACAAAUCGCUCGCAGAUAUUCAUCGGGACACGUUGUUGGACAUCUUAUCCGAUGCACGUGUUGCCGCGCCGAUGCUGCAAACCGGGCUGUACCUGGCCAAGGUCAACCCCAAGUGCUACAUGUACGUGUUUGCACACAACAGCGAAGCCGGCGAGUACGGGAGGCUUUCCCAGAGUGUCGUCGGCGAAGAUCUGGCGUAUGUGUUUGGGGCUCCACUGGGACCAGUGGGACCAUUCCAGACCCAUUACAACGCGAGGGAGAGGCUCUUUUCGGAGGCGGUAAUGAAGUACUUUUCCAACUUUGCACAAACAGGAAACCCUAAAGCUCCCUGGAAGGAUUUGUUCCUCAAUUUAAAUCCGGAGGACUGGCGCUACUUUGACGUUGAUUGGCCAGAAUUUAACAGCGUGAAUCAAAGUUUUCUACACCUUGGUUUGACACCGGUUGUCAGCCGUCACUAUCGCCAGCAGUACAUGAAGUUCUGGAACCAAAAGCUGCCAGAAGAGCUGAAGCGAAUCACUACAUCAAAACCAUACUCACCGUAUUCGGAGUUCAUAAGUCCACCGGAUCGUCGCAUGACGACGUCUAAUCCAGAGUUUGUAACUGGACACAUAAAUUUGUUUCCGAUAAAGGUCGACAUCGAGAGACCUACCGAAGAUCCAUUCAAAGCACUUGUGUACAAAAUGAAAGACGCCCAAGUGGGUGCUCCGGCUCCGGCUGCAGUUGGAAUGCCGGCAGAAGCGCCCGCAAAAGAAGCUCCCAAACCAGCCAAUGUGGAGCAAGAAUCGGAAAAUUCCGAAAUGAUGAAAACUGAAGCGUCUCUCACGCUGUUGAUAGCGGUGGCAAUUGUGUUUUUAUUGUUUAAUAUUUUCGUAAUUGUUGGGUAUGUCAUCAAACGCAAUGUUGGGAAUAAGAAGGUGAAAAGGAAGUUUGAUGAUAACAUCCUGGAGAGCGCUGCAUCAAUGAACGAAAAACGAUCGAAACUCAACGAGACCGAAGAGAGUUAUAUUUUAGAUAUGAUGCGAAAAACGAAUCCAUACGAGGCAGUAGUGAAAGGCAAUAAUUUCACGCUGCAGCGCCAGUUCAGUGAAGAUACUGUGGAUUCUCAUACGAAAGUUUGCGACUGGAUUGCGCAAGAUUACGGCGCUGGUUGUCCAAAUCAAACCCAGUGCGAAGGGCUCGGAUCGAUUCCGUCGUGUAACGCGGCCACUCUGAAUGUGCCUCACAAGAUAAGCGUUGCAAUUGACGCCACACCUCAGGCAAGAAGUAACAGCGUUUUGCGUCAGGAACCAAUCGAAAUAACGAAAGCCAAGUCCUUCGAAUAUGCAUCGCCAAAUGAUUAUGAUGAAAGUGUUAGCCAAGACUCUCCGACUGACUCCGACAUGCGACAACAGUGCUCAAGCUCAGGAUCGUCCUAUUCCUACAACGAUUGCGACUACAAAAUCGAACCCUUACUGUCCAAAUCCGACGCGAACCCGGUUUAUAAUAAUUAUCCGUACCAAACAACAGAAGAUGUAACGAGUUUUAUUGAACCGGGAGAUAUCAACGUAACCUCGAGAGAAAAGAGCCAAGAAAAAGAUCCGCUGUCCCCAGAGGAAGCGUUGAAAGUAAUUCAAAGAAGAAAUUUUCCCAAAGUACUUCCGGAUUAUCCGAACGGAGUCGCUGGCAUUACAGCUUCCAUGAAGCGGCGAUCUUUGCCUCCGCAAGCUUUCAUGCUUACAAAUUCCCACAGUUUGCGGAGGGAAGGCAAUCGCCUCAUUCCGGCACCACCACCCCGAAUCUCAUCGACCCUGGGAAGGAGAUCUUCCAAGCACCGAUCCAGCAACAAUUUCCUUAGUUCUCCACCAGUGAUGGCCGAAGAGCCACCCAUUGAGGAGGAGCCACCGAUAACACUCAACACACUACACGUGGGGCCUUUGCUUCCGAAGCACCAGGAAAACACCUACAUGACCAUGUCCCGACAAAAUUCAGCCGAAACAGACCAAGAAGCACCGAGUGAAGAACCAGCUGUCGACAUUAUUUGUAUCGAGCACAAGCCCGAAAGUCAUUACAGCUACAUUAAGCCACCCAGUAUGAUAAAACUUCCGUCGUCGUUCAAAGCAUCCCCACCGAAAGAACUGGCACGGUCGGAGAGUCAGGAGAUGUCCCGGCAUCAGCCGGUUAUGCGUUCCAGCAGUACCACCAUGCAUCGGGAGCUAAGCACCGAGUCAUCGGCCACCGAUACAACUUCCGGGUCAACUGGCACGAUAAAAAAGAUUUAGAGAUAAUCCGUCACUACAAAUGAGUGCACUUAAUUUUAUUCUGACACCAGAACAUUUGUGUAUACAUCACCGGAUUCAUUAUAUUUAUACACAUUGCAAAGUAUUUAUUUAUCUAAGCCACCUUCCCUUCCUCGUCCAUACCGAUAUAAUUCCGAUCAAUCUAUUUAUUUUAAAACUGCAGCUCGUACUAGUAUGAAACUCAACGUCCCAAAGUCAGCGAUGUAACAUUAUUUGGGUUUGAUGUCAGCGAUCGGCAAUCAGGAUGAUUACUUUUAUAAAGUUGUAAACACUGAAAACACACACACACACACAUACACUACACUCGACUACUAAAGAAUAGUUGUAAUGCUGGAAUAAACAAACCGUAAUGGGAUUUUAAAGUAAAA
Messenger RNA from Culex quinquefasciatus (southern house mosquito), 4959 nucleotides. Its product is annotated as neuroligin-4, X-linked. Bases 803 to 4573 code for a protein of 1256 amino acids. The transcript has 9 exons. NCBI's taxonomy places the organism in Eukaryota, Metazoa, Arthropoda, Insecta, Diptera, Culicidae. Gene Ontology annotation, molecular function: neurexin family protein binding; signaling receptor activity. The record is from RefSeq and is a predicted model, not a curated record. Gene Ontology annotation, biological process: synaptic vesicle endocytosis; neuron cell-cell adhesion; presynaptic membrane assembly. Gene Ontology annotation, cellular component: synapse; cell surface; postsynaptic membrane.